Molecule: messenger RNA, 2615 nt
Organism: Drosophila simulans
Lineage: Eukaryota; Metazoa; Arthropoda; Insecta; Diptera; Drosophilidae
Gene: Ir92a
Exons: 10
Coding region: 35-2089 (684 amino acids)
Cellular component (GO): membrane
Molecular function (GO): ligand-gated monoatomic ion channel activity
Source: RefSeq, a predicted model, not a curated record
AAAUCUUGGAAAAUGGAAUCAAAAGGCAGUCGAGAUGUUGUUGCAACCGCUGGUGAUGCAUUUAAGCCGAUUGCUUCGGCUUAUAGUCGGUCAAUACUUUGCUGAACUUCCAUCGAUUUUGAUUGUCUACAAUAACUCGGCCUCCACAACUCCCCUUCAGCUGGAGUAUUUAAGUGCCUUGGAAUUAGUUCUUCGGGAAUUGAGCCAGCCAAUUAGGCUGCAAUGGAUUAAUGUGGCAUUCUUGACGGAUUUGAAGGAUCUGGAGGAUCAAGUUAUGGGUGCUCUGAAUAGCAGCGUCACUGAGGGAUUCAUUACGAUCUUAUCGCAGACGCAGCACUUUAUUCACGCCCGAUACUACGCCACUCGCAAUGCAAAUGUGCGACUCAAGGACAAGCGAUAUUUGUUCCUGUGCGAGGACGAAAGCCCUGCGGAGUUGCUCUACCUGGAUAUACUGCAGUUCUACCCUCACCAUCUGAUGGUCCGCCCUGGAACGAAAACAGAGGCAGGAGCAGUGCCAACAGGACCCACAACAGGACCCCAACCAGAGGACCCCAGGCGCGGAGGAGGCGCAUCGGUAAACACGAGAAACAAGGAUGACGGCGAAGGAGGAGCAGGAACCAAAACCAUUUCGUUCUACCGCGACAUCAAUUUCGAGCUGUGGACACAAAAGUUUGUCGGUGCCGUUGGUAAUUUGGAUGCCCUGCUCCUGGACGCAUUCUUGCCGAACGAAACUUUUGCAAACCGGGUCGAACUUUAUCCCAACAAGCUGCUCAAUCUGCAGCGCCGCAGCCUGCUCGUUGGCUCCAUUACUUAUGUCCCAUAUACGAUUACUAAUUAUGUGCCCGCUGGCGAGGGCGACGUGGAUCCCAUCCAUCGGCACUUGGCCAACCGUUCGCUCACCUUCGACGGCGCCGAGGCAAAUGUGAUGAAGACCUUCUGCCAGGUGCACAAUUGCCACCUGAGGGUAGAGGCCUAUGGAGCCGACAACUGGGGCGGAAUUUACGACAAUGAAUCCAGCGAUGGCAUGCUGGGGGAUAUCUACGAGCAGCGCGUGGAGAUGGCCAUUGGAUGCAUCUACAAUUGGUAUGAUGGAAUCACGGAGACCUCGCACACCAUAGCCCGAUCUUCCGUGACCAUCCUGGGUCCUGCUCCAGCCCCACUACCCAGCUGGCGCACUAAUAUUAUGCCCUUUAAUAAUCGAACUUGGCUGAUGCUUAUCUCAACUUUAGUGAUUUGCGGCACCUUUUUGUACUUCAUGAAGUAUGUCAGUUAUCGCCUACGGUUUUCUGGAACUCAGGUUAAGUUUCAUCAUAGCAGAAAGCUCGAGAAAUCCAUGCUGGAUAUAUUUGCUCUAUUUAUUCAGCAGCCAUCAGCUCCUCUGAGCUUCGAUCGUUUUGCCCCUCGAUUUUUCCUUGCCACAAUUCUAUGUGCCACAAUUACUUUGGAGAACAUUUACAGUGGGCAGCUCAAGUCGAUGCUGACCUUUCCCUUCUACUCCGCCCCCGUGGAUACGAUCGAGAAAUGGGCCCAGUCAGGGUGGAAGUGGUCAGCUCCAUCCAUUAUCUGGGUGCACACGGUGCAGAGUUCCGAUCUGGAAACGGAGCAGAUUCUGGCCCGGAAUUUUGAGGUGCACGACUACAGCUACUUGUCGAAUGUCAGUUUCAUGCCCAAUUAUGGAUUCGGGAUCGAGCGUUUAUCCUCGGGAUCUCUUUCUGUGGGCGAUUAUGUGUCUACAGAGGCCUUGGAAAAUCGUAUUGUUUUGCAUGAUGAUCUGUAUUUUGAUUAUACGCGAGCUGUUUCGAUAAGAGGCUGGAUCUUAAUGCCUGAACUGAACAAACAUAUUAGAACCUGUCAGGAAACUGGACUAUAUUUUCACUGGGAACUAGAGUUCAUUGACAAGUACAUGGACAAGAAGAAGCAAGAAGUGCUGAUGGAUCUGGCAAAUGGGCACAAGGUCAAGGGAGCUCCCCGGGCAUUGGAUGUGCGCAACAUAGCCGGCGCCCUCUUCGUCCUGGCCUUUGGCGUCGCCUUUGCGGGCUGUGCCCUGGUGGUAGAGUUGCUGAUCCACCGAAUGGAUUUAAGCAAAUAAUUUGGCCAUUAAAAUGAUGCCCGUUUGCGCAGCCAGUGGAAAGGGAAUCACUUCAUCCUUGGGUUUGCAGCGCACGUGUCGCAGCAAACAUCAAAAUCGCAUGCUGCACGACACGCGAAAGCCACAAAAACCCCGCAUGACUGGGACCUAAAGUGUGGAGUACACUGGGCGAAAUGGGGUAAAAAAACGUAGAAUUAUAUUCUUUCAAUAGUAGGGAUAUAGCGUAAAAUUUACUUAUUCCACUUCAAAUUUGUAGAUCAAUUGCUCAUUUUUGUAAUUAGAUUGCAAUCUAAGAAACCAUUUGAAGUACUUGGCUACUAAUCUUAGUGCUUUUAUUAGUCGCUAUACUGCGUUUAACCACGUUUAAGAUUUUUUCCAGUACGAGUCCUUAAUAUAUAAUUCUAGUAUUCCUUUGAGGACGAGUUAUACCAGUUAUUUCUAUCACAAUUUGUUUUAAGCAUAUAGAAAAAUUAUAGACCCUACACCAGAACUAGUGCUAAUAAAAUAUACACCUAUAUUGCAAAAA